This is a messenger RNA of Phyllostomus hastatus (greater spear-nosed bat), 3769 nucleotides long. RefSeq names its product SRY-box transcription factor 9 (gene SOX9). The transcript is spliced from 3 exons. Gene Ontology annotation, cellular component: nucleus. The coding region runs from base 361 to 1890 and encodes 509 amino acids. Gene Ontology annotation, molecular function: RNA polymerase II cis-regulatory region sequence-specific DNA binding; DNA-binding transcription factor activity, RNA polymerase II-specific. NCBI's taxonomy places the organism in Eukaryota, Metazoa, Chordata, Mammalia, Chiroptera, Phyllostomidae. Gene Ontology annotation, biological process: oligodendrocyte differentiation; negative regulation of transcription by RNA polymerase II; chondrocyte differentiation. The record is from RefSeq and is a predicted model, not a curated record.
GGAGAGCGGAGCUUGAAAUUGACUGGGAACUUCAGUGGCGCCAAGACUAGCCAGCUUCACCCCAGGAACUUUUCUUUGCAGGAGGAGAAGAGAAGGGGUGCAAACGCCCCCCGCUUUAGCUCUUUCUUCUCCUAUUCCUCUCCAAUCCGCCUUCCCCCAAGUGAAGCGGGCAGCUGCGGGCUGGCCACCCCGCGCCUUCCUAAGUAUUCGCCACCGCAGCCGGGUGACGCGCCAGGCUCCGCGGGAGCCUAUCGCUCCGCGUCCGGGCAGCCCAGGGGAGAGGAGCCCGCGCCUCGAGUCCCCGAGCCGCCGCGGCUUCUCGCCUUUCCCGGCCACCCGCCCCCUGCCCCGGGCCCGCGUAUGAAUCUCCUGGACCCCUUCAUGAAGAUGACCGAAGAGCAGGAGAAGGGCCUGUCCGGCGCCCCCAGCCCCACCAUGUCCGAGGACUCGGCGGGCUCGCCCUGCCCUUCGGGCUCCGGCUCGGACACCGAGAACACGCGGCCCCAGGAGAACACAUUCCCCAAGGGCGAGCCUGAUCUGAAGAAGGAAAGUGAGGAGGACAAGUUCCCGGUGUGCAUCCGUGAGGCCGUCAGCCAGGUACUCAAGGGCUACGACUGGACGCUGGUCCCCAUGCCGGUGCGCGUCAACGGCUCGAGCAAGAACAAGCCGCACGUCAAGCGGCCCAUGAACGCCUUCAUGGUGUGGGCGCAGGCGGCGCGCAGGAAGCUCGCGGACCAGUACCCGCACCUGCACAACGCCGAGCUCAGCAAGACGCUCGGCAAGCUCUGGAGACUGCUGAACGAGAGCGAGAAGCGGCCCUUCGUGGAGGAGGCGGAGCGGCUGCGUGUACAGCACAAGAAAGACCACCCGGAUUACAAGUACCAGCCUCGGCGCAGGAAGUCGGUGAAGAACGGCCAGGCGGAGGCCGAGGAGGCCACGGAGCAGACGCACAUUUCCCCCAACGCCAUCUUCAAGGCGCUGCAGGCUGACUCGCCACACUCCUCCUCGGGCAUGAGCGAGGUGCACUCCCCCGGCGAGCACUCGGGGCAAUCCCAGGGCCCACCAACGCCACCCACCACCCCCAAAACCGACGUGCAGCCGGGCAAGGCUGACCUGAAACGAGAGGGGCGCCCCCUGCCAGAGGGGGGCAGACAGCCCCCCAUCGACUUCCGCGAUGUGGACAUCGGUGAGCUGAGCAGCGACGUCAUCUCCAACAUCGAAACCUUCGACGUCAACGAAUUUGACCAGUACCUGCCACCCAAUGGCCACCCGGGAGUGCCGGCCACUCACGGCCAGGUCACAUACACCGGCAGCUAUGGCAUCAGCAGCACCGCGGCGACUCCAGCAAGCGCAGGUCACGUGUGGAUGUCCAAGCAGCAGGCGCCGCCGCCUCCACAGCAGCCCCCGCAGGCUCCGCCGGCCCCGCAGGCGCCCCCGCAGCAGCAGCAGGCGGCGCCGCAGCAGCAGCAGCCGGCGCCCCAGCAGCAGCCGGCGCACACGCUGACCACGCUGAGCAGCGAGCCAGGCCAGUCCCAGAGAACGCACAUCAAGACCGAGCAGCUGAGCCCCAGCCACUACAGCGAGCAGCAGCAGCACUCGCCGGCGCAGCAGAUCGCUUACAGCCCCUUCAACCUUCCGCACUACAGCCCCUCCUACCCGCCCAUCACCCGCUCGCAGUACGACUACACAGACCACCAGAACUCCGGCUCCUACUACAGCCACGCGGCCGGCCAGGGCUCGGGCCUCUACUCCACCUUCACCUACAUGAACCCGGCGCAGCGGCCCAUGUACACCCCCAUCGCCGACACAUCGGGGGUCCCUUCCAUCCCGCAAACCCACAGCCCCCAGCACUGGGAACAGCCCGUCUACACACAGCUCACCAGACCUUGAGGAGACCUUAGACAAAGCGUGAUGAUCUUAAAAAUAACCGAAGAAAGAAAGAACCGACCAGAAUUUCCAUUGGACAUUUUUUUUCCUUCUUCCAUAAAGACAUUUAAGCUAAAGGCAACUCGUACCCAGAUUCCAAGACAGAAACAUUAGCUAUCCAAACGCACGCCCACCUUGUUGCGAGGCAGUGGUCUGGCCACUCGUGGUUAGAUGGACCAGCGGGAUCUCGACAGGAGACUGGACUUUGCAAACCUUCUUCGAAGCAAGCACGGAGGAUAACGGAGAAUCGUGUGACCAAUUUGCCCAAUCUCUCUGCCUGUUUGGACUUUGUAAUUAUUUUUUAGCAGUAAUUAAAGAAAAAAGUCCUCUGUGAGGAAUAUUCUCUAUUUUAAAUAUUUUUAGUAUGUACUGUGUAUGAUUCAUUACCAUUUUGAGGGGAUUUAUACAUAUUUUUAGAUAAAAAUUAAAUGCUCUUAUUUUUCCAACAGCUAAACUACUUAGUUGAACAGUGUGCCCUAGCUUUUCUUGCAACCAGAGUAUUUUUGUACAGAUUUGCUUUCUCUUACAAAAAAAAAAGUGUGUUGUUGUAUUAACAUCACCACCACCACCACCACCCACACACACAGAUUUGUCUUAUGUGAUGAGUUUUGGGGGGUUAGCUUUGCUUAAUGCCUCAGGCUUUCUGAUUCACGGAGAAGCUGCCUUAGAAAAAUAAAAGCCUUAUUUUGCAAGUAUGGACAUACACACGUUAGUCUAGAGAAGCAUUUGGUAAGCUUUAUCACAUAUAUAUUUUUUAAACAAGAGAAAAACACCUUGAGCCUUAAAACCAUGCUGCUGAAAAAUACUCGAGUGCUCUUUUAGUGCAUUUAUUUCCUCCUGCGUCUGCUUAUUCAUUGAAAUCUUAAGCAAGAAGCAAAAGGUGAGGAGACGAAGUCUGAUUGGGGGAUGUCUCAGCAGCCAGUUCAGUGCCCCAGCACACUGCCCCCUGGUUGCCCGCCCGGCCCCAUGUGGAAACAGAUGUCGAGUCCUCUCACACUGUCACCUGUGCCUCUCUGAAUGCCAGCAGUCACCUUCAAGACAUUCCACGUGCUGAAAUUAUUUAUUUUGUAAGGAGAGGUUUUAAAUAAAAAAAAAACUUCCUUUUUUAUCUUUAAAAGGUACCUUCUUUAAAAUAGGUUGUUGGAGUCUUCCUCAAAGGGUAUGGUCAUCUGUUGUUAAAUUAUGUUCUUAACUGUAACCAGUUUUUUUUAUUUAUCUCUUUAAUCCUCUUUUUUAUUAUUAAAAGCAAGUUUCUUUGGAUUCCUUGUCCUAGAUUUGUAUAAAUGCCUUUUUUGUCCGUCCUUUUUUUUUUCUUCGUUGUUUUUGUUGAAAACAAACUGGAAACUUGUUUCUCUUUUUGUACAAAUGAGAGGUUUCAAAUGUAGUGUAUCACUGAGUCAUUUGCAGUGUUUUCUGCCACAGAUCGGGCUGCCUAAGUCGUGCGUGUGUGUGUGUCGUGACACAAGACCGUGCAAGCGUGGGGCAUCGAUGAUCCCCCUGCAUGUUCUCUUGGAGAGAGGGAGGAAGGGGGGAGGGGUCGGCCCACUGACAGACGAAUUCUUAACUCUGUGGCUGGAGAGUUUGAGGAUUGCUUUUUAAAAAAGACAGCAAACUUUUUUUUUAUUUAAAAAAGAUAUAUUAACAGUUUUAGAAGUCAGUAGAAUAAAAUCUUAAAGCACUCUUAUAAUAUGGCAUCUUUCAAUUUCUGUAUAAAAGCAGAUCUUUUUAAAAAAUAUUUCUGUAACUUAAAAAAAAACCUGGCAUUUAAAUCAUAUUUUGUCUUUAGGUAAGGUUUGGUUUGUGUUUUGUGUUUUGCUUGUUUCCUUGUCCCCCCAACCCCAAA